AUGUAUUGUUUCUACCCUGGUCCUCUGAGCUGGUGGGAUGCUGAGCUGAAAUGUCAGGAACAUGGCGCAUACUUGGCUGCCAUUGAAACCGAAGAAGAACAACAUGCUUUACAAAGCUACUUGCGCAGACAUGGCACUGGUGACAUGAACAUUGGCCUCAGGCGAGAUGAGGACACCGGCAUCUAUCAUUGGAGCGGAUUAUCCGAUACAGUGACAUACUUCUCUUGGGCAGGAGUCAAUCCCGGCGAGCGUGAUGGUGAAUCCUGUGUGAUGUUGAGCAAUUACUGGCACAAUGACUAUAACUGGGCCGAUUGGUAUUGCUCUGUUUUUGCCUGGGGACAGAAUAAUUGUGGCCAGGUUGGGUCUGGCUCAACCACAAAUCAACCUGCCCCCCGUAAAGUAACAGCCUGUCUGGGAGGGAAGAAGGCUGUCAGAAUAGCCUGUGGGCAGACUUCAUCCAUGUGUGUUUUGGAGAAUGGAGAUGUAUAUGGCUGGGGAUACAAUGGAAAUGGUCAGUUAGAAUUAGGAAAUAAUGUCAACCAGCCAAAUCCAGUCAAAGUGCAGGGCCUCACUGGUGUAUUUAUCAUAUCUGUUGUAUGUGGUUAUGCCCAUACUAUGGCUCUAUCAGAUGAGGGAACACUAUAUGCCUGGGGCACAAAUGCUUAUGGUCAGCUUGGCACUGGAAACAAGGCCAAUCAAGUGGCACCUGUUACUAUAGCAACUGAAAAAGAAAGAUUUGUUGAAGUAGGUGCUUCACACUAUAACCAUAUAUCAUGUGGGAUUACACAAAAGGGGAAGGUUUAUAUGUGGGGUCAAUGUCGGGGUCAAUCCAUCUCAUUACCCAUGGCGACACCUUUUCACAGUCUCCAUGACGUCUUUGCAGCUUUUGGAUCACCAGCCGUCACUUGGACUCCAUUGAAAAUAGAUCACAUUGAAGGUUGCAAAACAUUGGAAAGUCUGAAGAAAGCAUUUGAUGACCCAUCCCAUUGGGGAGAGGAUUGUAAAGACACCAUUGAGAUCACCCAGUUUUCCUAUGUAGUAUACAGGGCAUUCUUGCAGUACUUAUACACUGACAAAGUAAACCUCUCUCCUGAAGAUGCCAUAGGUCUCCUAGAUCUGGCCAACUCAUACUGUGAGGUUGAACUUAAACACCAAUGUGAGAAGAUCAUAAAACAAGGCAUCAGUGUAGAAAAUGCUGCAAUGUUGUAUGCUGCUGCAGUGAAAUAUGAGGCAGAGAGUCUUCAAGAAUUCUGCUUCAAGUUCUCACUUAACCACAUGACUGCAAUAACACAGACUGAGGCUUUCUGCAAACUGGAUGAAAUAACAGUGAAAGACUUUAUCACAAAGGCUGCGCAGGCAGGAGCCUUUAAAUAUUAG
This is a messenger RNA of Owenia fusiformis, 1377 nucleotides long. The record is from the annotation of a GenBank genome assembly. Lineage: Eukaryota; Metazoa; Annelida; Polychaeta; Sabellida; Oweniidae.